Molecule: messenger RNA, 1632 nt
Organism: Penicillium paradoxum
Lineage: Eukaryota; Fungi; Ascomycota; Eurotiomycetes; Eurotiales; Aspergillaceae
Exons: 4
Coding region: 1-1632 (543 amino acids)
Molecular function (GO): monooxygenase activity; heme binding; oxidoreductase activity, acting on paired donors, with incorporation or reduction of molecular oxygen
Source: RefSeq, a predicted model, not a curated record
AUGGGCACUGUCAACCCAAUUUCUCUUUCCGGUGAUAGUCCGCUUCUACCUCUAUUGAACUGGCUAGGCUCAACAGGGAUUGGUGUGAUAUUAUGUGCGGUAUCGCUACUUUUGUUGCUUUUCCUCCUCGACACCACCGAUGUGCCGUAUAUUCGCGGUCUAUCGUCAGCACCUGGAGUCCCUAUCUUCGGCAACCUUAUACAAUUGGGCGUCGAACACCCCAAGCGUCUGGCAGAGCUGGCUAAGAAACAUGGGGCUGUUUAUCAAAUGAGAUUGGGAAACAAAAGAUUUGUUGUGGCAAAUUCGUUUGAGACUGUCAAGGAACUCUGGAUCAGGAACCAAUCCAAUCUCAUCUCUCGUCCCAAGCUUCACACAUUCCACAAUGUGUUAUCAGGAUCAGAGGCCUUCACUAUUGGUACUUCACCAUGGGAUGACUCCUGCAAGCGCCGCAGAAAGGCCGCCGCAACAGCAGUGAACAGACCCUCCGUGGCUUCAUACAUGCCUUUGAUUGAUCUGGAGUCGCUAGUGAGUAUUAGAGAGCUUGUCGACCAGGUCCGUGGGAAGAAAGGUCAGGUCGACCUCAAUCCCUACGCUUUGUUUCAGCGUCUUGCACUGAACCUUAGUCUGACACUGGGCUAUGGCUUCCGUAUCGAUGGGGACUCUGGAGACCAGUUGUUGACAGAGAUUGUCAAUGUCGAGCGCGGUAUUAGUACUCUUCGCAGUACAAGCAACAAUUGGCAAGAUUUUGUCCCCAUGUUAAGGAUUCUUCCCAAGGGAAACGAUCGUGCCGCAGACUUACGAAUUCGCCGUGACGUAUAUCUCGAGUUUCUUUUGAAAAGACUGAAUGAUCGCAUUGCUCAAGGGACUGACAAACCUUGUAUCACUGGAAAUAUCUUGAAAGACCCGGAUUAUAAGCUAAACCACGCCGAGAUCAAAUCAAUUUGUCUGACAAUGAUCGCUGGCGGUCUUGAUACAACCCCGGCAUGUAUUCAAUUCGGCACUGCCAUGCUCUCUGGACCCCAAGGCAAAGAACUACAGGGAAAACUGCUAGAUGAAAUCAAUACGGUUUAUCCGAACAACGAUGCAUGGCAAAAAUGUCUCGAAGAAGAGAAACUCGAGUAUAUGUCCGCUUUCUGCAAAGAAGUCCUUCGAUUUUGGACAGUCAUUCCCAUGUCCCUUCCACGAGUUAGUGUCAAGGAUAUGGACUAUAAAGGCGCACUCAUCCCAGCCGGAACAACCUUCCUUAUGAACGCCUGGGCGGCUGAUUAUGACCCCGAGCAAUACGAAUCCCCACGCACAUUUGCCCCCGAACGCUUCCUCAACAUGGCCGAAGGAUCAGGAACGUUGCACUUUGCAUUCGGAGCUGGAUCUAGAAUGUGUACAGGCUCGCAUCUGGCGAUGCGUGAGAUGUAUGUCACAUUCGUGCGGUUGGUGGUCGCUCUCGAGGUACUACCAGCACAUGAUCCCGCUCGACGGCCUAUUUUGACAGGUCCACUUGAGGCUAAUGCAAAUCCCUCUGGCCUGUCUAUUGAGCCGAAGGACUUUGAUCUUGGAUUUAAGAUCAGGAAUGAGAGACUGCUGGAUCAGUUGCUUGAACAGUCUGCAAAGGCCACGGAGCAUUUGCUUGAUUGA